This is a messenger RNA of Wasmannia auropunctata (little fire ant), 2515 nucleotides long. Its product is annotated as EF-hand domain-containing family member C2-like. The transcript has 14 exons. The record is from RefSeq and is a predicted model, not a curated record. Gene Ontology annotation, cellular component: microtubule. NCBI's taxonomy places the organism in Eukaryota, Metazoa, Arthropoda, Insecta, Hymenoptera, Formicidae. Bases 121 to 2394 code for a protein of 757 amino acids. Gene Ontology annotation, biological process: regulation of neuron projection development.
GACAUUCUCACAGUACAGAAGUUUUUUCUAUUAAGCGCAUAUCCCGUUCCCCGCGCCAUUUAUAAUGAAUUUAUAACUCGAGCGAUAAUUUAACUGUCAAUUGAUAGAAUUUUUAUCAGUAUGCAACGGGCACCGACGUUACCCUUCCUCCCAGGAUUUUGCAUCGACAAAAACCUCGGUAGAACAAGAUUUCACAAAAGCCAACACUUCGACAUACACGAUGGAGUUUAUUAUUUGUCCGAGAAAGCGGAUACGAAAAUAAACGGCCUUUACUCGUCCAUCUAUCCCCGGGGGGAGGAGCCAGAAGUUCCGUCGUGGCUUGCAUACGAUGGCCAAAGACUCAUGUUCAAAGCGUUUUUCCAAGAGACCGUGCAAGAGAGGUGGAAAACGGCCUUCCACAUACGCGUGGUGAAAAUUAGCUUUUUCCUAGAGGAUGGAACAAUGAAGAUCGUAGAGCCGUCCGUGGACAAUAGUGGUCUUGAGCAAGGUGUUUUAGUCAGACGCCAGAGGAUACCGAUUCCCGAUCCAGUGAAGUACAGAUAUUACGACAUACUCGACUUAAAUGUCGGCAGGGAACCCGAGAUAUACGGGCGAGUGUAUAAAAUCGUGGAUUGCGACAGAUUCACGAGGCAAUUCCUUAACCGCAUGGGAAUACCAGUGCCCGAUCCGAUUGACAUUCCGAAGGAUCCGCAUCAUGAAAUUCGAAAGGACGAAGCAUUUCCAAAAAAGCCUAAUCGCAUAGUGGAUUCUCUCGGGAGCUUUUUAAAGUACGACAGAAAGGUGCUCCGAUUUUACGGAUACUGGGACGAUACCGAGAGCCCCCACGGUAUCGUCCACGAUCUCGAAUUGCAUUAUUAUCUCUCUGACAAUACGAUGGAGAUCAAGGAGAAUAUACCGCCGAACGCUGGUCGAGAUUCCGGUCCAAUGCUCGUUAAGAGGAUGAAGAUACCAAAGUUUUACAGCGGCUUGCAACCAAUCGGCGCGGACGAUCGUUUCACGGUUCUGAACGUACUGGGCGAGAGUGUAAGGCAAGGUUACUACAUGGUGGAUUCUCUGGACACCGGCAAGAUUUCCACCGAUUACUACAGAGACAAUGAGUUGGGCAUCGGCGCGGAGAUUAACGCUUUCGGGAGAAGAAUUGUCAUCACGGACAUGGAUGCUUUCACUAAGGAAUACUAUCGAACGAAGUACGGCUUGAGUGAUUUCGCGCCUCUGACGAGGCCUCGAAAAGGCGACGAAGUGUAUCAGACGAUCGAGAGGUACAUACCGCCCUACAAUGGUUUCGGAUCUUACGAGGACUCCCUCGGAAACUGUUUUACAGUGAUGCCGAAACCGCCCAAGGCGGACUUCGUCAAGUUCCUGUAUCACGACAGGCAGGGCUUUAAUAGCCACGUCUUGAGAUUCCGGGCGAAAAUGAUAUCGAAAUUACCAGAAUACGAAGAGAGGCUAUUCAUUAUAAGAGUAUACCUCAUGGACGAUACGAUAUCUGUUUUCGAACUGGCGAAACGAAACUCAGGCUUUCAGAAAUCCCUAUUCCAAAAACGGAUGCCGAUAAUGUUGCCCGGUCAGGAUAUUUUUACAAGCAAGAAACCGGAAUACUACAAAUCACACGAUUUUUACAUAGGAGCACGCUUGAGCCUGUACGACUUUCAUUUUGAAAUUACGUCCGCGGAUGUUUAUGCCCUGCGUUACAUGGAAUUACACUGCGACAAGUUUCCCAAAGCGAACAAGAAAUUGAUAAUGGAGAAACUUCGAGAGAGUUUACAGCCAGUUUACAAAGAGUUCGUUCAACUGUACGCCCCGGCUAAAGGCGCGGCGGAGGGCGGCAUUCGAAUCUUGGAAUACGAAAGGCUCAAGGAGGCAUUACGCCGCUAUAUGGGGGACAGGAUAACGGAACACGAAAUGAUCACGAUUGCCCGAUAUUAUUCGUCUUGCGAGAAGAUAGAACACCGAUCGAGAGAGUAUGUGAGAUGUUUGUUUCACACGGAACUAAAUCGAUUUCUGUGGAACGAUCUCGAUCGCUUGGAGGAGGAUCUACGUCACUGGGACGAAGACAAAACGGGAUUCCUACCGCGAGAAUCCGUGUACACGAUCCUGCGCGGUUGCAGGAUUCCCGUCGACGUGGAAUUGUUGAAUUCCAUGCUGGAUCACUUGCGCAAGGCCGAAGACGGUAGAAUCGACUACGAGGACCUGCUGCGUUUCAUGAACGUGAAAAUCGAUCCUAUGCCGCCCACCGAACCCGUAAACGUGAAAAUGGAGCUUUGGUGGGCAUCCGAGAGAGAGCCGGACUGCGGGGGGAUAAAUUGGUGCGAAUUCAUCAAAGAUCUAGACAUAAGGGCGGAAGAGAACGCGGCGGAGAAUAACGGCAGCACGGAACUCGCGUUAGCAGACUGAACGUGCUCGCGAUCGGGAUUGUCGCACAAAAACAUUUUCCAAUUAUACGAUAACGAUAAUAAUAUAACUUGUAUAACAAAUCGCUUUUCUAACGAAUAUAUAUGACGCAUUUCUAUAUGUA